AUGGCUGACUACGACAGCCGCACGCCGCUGCAACUGGCAGUAGCGGGGGGGCACAACAAACUGCACCUGACAGCAGCGGGGGGACACAACGAUCUGGUGCUGCUGCUGCUGCUGGAGGGUGCGGACGUCAACGCUGUUGACAACUUUGGCACCACACCUCUCCUCGAGGCACUGCGAGCCGGCCACGAUGAGGCGGCCGCCAUUCUCGCCAGCAAGGGAGGCACCGUGGGGCUGCAGGUGUGUGCUUGGGGUGGCUCGCUUGAAAGCUGCUGUUCGCUCCCCGCUGCACAUCGCCGCCAUCAAAGGCCACCUGCACGUCGCCCGCCGUCUGCACCCAUCCGCACAUGCGUCUCUCACUCCCGCCUCUCUCUCCUCUCUUGCCUCUCUCUCCUCUCCCUCUUCUCUCCCCUCUCAAUCUUCACUCACCCACAGGAGCCAGGACCUGUCCUCUGUGCGGCAGUAGCAGCAGCGGACACAGAUUUGCUGCAGCACGUGCUCUCCGACGGGGUGCAUCCCAGCGCGAGUGACUAUGACCAGCGCUCCCCGCUGCACAUCGCCGCCACCAAAGGCCACCUGCACGUCGCCCGCCUACUCGUCGACCACCACGCUGACGUGGCAGCAUGUGAUAGCCCCACAGUAUCCCCAUCCCCCUCUGCAGUGAGGCAGCUUCUCAGGGAGGUGGGUGCAGGAGAGGCGGCUGGAGGGUUGGAGGAUGGUGGGGAGGAAAGUGGUGGGGAGCUGGUGGUGGGGCGCGAGAGAGGGGGUGUUGUUGAGGGGUUGUCCAGGGACAGGAGCUAG
This is a messenger RNA of Closterium sp. Naga37s-1, 798 nucleotides long. The record is from the annotation of a GenBank genome assembly. Lineage: Eukaryota; Viridiplantae; Streptophyta; Zygnematophyceae; Desmidiales; Closteriaceae.